AUGUCUUUGAUGACUAUGCCUAUCCUGAUUAUAAAUCUGGGUGGAGAAAUGCUUUAUGUUUUGGAACAGAGACUCCGAAUUCAGAAUGAACCAGAGAAGAAAAUAAAGAAAGUGAUGACUGAUAUCGUGAGUGUGAUGUUCAGUAAGGAGUUUAUGGGGCAGUUGAUGCAGCCGCAGGAGAUCUACUCACCCCAGUCUCUGCGUGCCAUGCUCACACACCUGACUCACAUCCCCAUCAUGAAGCUCAACUCCAGCAUGAGGGACAGGCUGUACGAACUGAUGACUAUGGCGUUUAAGUACCAGGUCGCCCAAUGUCCUCGACCACGAGACUUGCUGCUCAUCACCUUCAACCACAUGGAUGGAGUUCGGUGUCUCGUUAAAGACAAUCCCAGCCUUGUUCACAAAAUCAAUGAGGUGCAGCGUCUCAUCACUGAGAUGUACGCACCUUUAUCGAACGGUGACUUUCAGGUCCUACGGCAGACGCUUCUCACUUUCUUUCAGGAUGUAAAAAUUCCGGUGUUGGUUUUCCUGAAGGAAGAUAUCCAGAAUCCAGACGGGAGUUUAAUGAUGCCGACGUCUGGCCCAGUGCCUCAUGGCUCUGAAGUUCCAGGAAUGAUCAGGUAUUUUAACAGCCAAGGCAAGGAGGUGAAGAGGCAGGAGUUUGUGAGUGGAGGCAACUACACCAGUGCCAUGAGGGAUGCUUCAUUCGGCUUGUCCGGAGACAGAGUGAUCAGUCUGGGCACUAACAUGUACAGUGACAGUCCAGCUGAGGAGCCAGGUGCUUCAGGAAGUGCCAAACCCCCCGGUAGUGAUCCUAACCCUCUGGCUAAAGUGGAGCUGGACCUGUUGGCCAAGUUGAUGGGUCAGGUGGAGGUUGGGGAGGAUGUUUGUGCUGUUGGAGGGAUGAGAUUGAGUGUGUUCCCUGAAGAGAAGGAGGAAGCCAAGGAGGGAACGUCCUCUGCGCCUGGUGAGGGGUCCAGUGUGGUAAACAUUCAGGCUGCAUCGGGCAACACUGAGCUGCGCCGCAUUGCUGCCGAGUUCACUGAGAAGGAAGAGGAGACUGGGGGAACCAGUGACAAAGGAGAAGAUUUGCUGUCCAUGAUGGAUAAACUCUAAAGAGCAAAUGUUUCUCUUACAGAAAUCUCACUUUCCAUGGGAGAUCAUGUACAGUUAAACCAUGAUGGCUUUUUUUUUUUU
Neoarius graeffei (lesser salmon catfish) is the source of this 1197-nucleotide messenger RNA. It is a transcript of the gene oscp1a, whose product is annotated as organic solute carrier partner 1a. NCBI's taxonomy places the organism in Eukaryota, Metazoa, Chordata, Actinopteri, Siluriformes, Ariidae. The coding region runs from base 1 to 1116 and encodes 371 amino acids. Gene Ontology annotation, biological process: transport. The record is from RefSeq and is a predicted model, not a curated record. Gene Ontology annotation, cellular component: cytoplasm; plasma membrane. The transcript has 9 exons.